CCGCCGGAGUUCAACUUGUUGCCGUUGUGUCUGCGAUGUCCACCAUCAAUAUUUUAAGAUCGUUCGUUGUCGAGCGACUGACCGCGGCAGCCGAGGAGAUUUUAGGAGCUUUCGAGAAGACGCUUGCGGAGCAAGAGGAAGAAAUACACCGACAGAGGAGACUGCUGGACACAGUCUUGCAGCCCAGCGUCACGUUACGCAGGACAGACUUUGUACAGUUAUCUGAUCAGCAGCAUCAUGAGCAGGAGAGGAGCCCCACUCUGGCCAAGGAGGAACAAGAGGAACUCUGGAUCAGUUCGCAGGAAGACCAACUUCCAUUGCAGGAGGUAGCUGAUACCUCUGAGUCCAUAUUUACCCAUCUUUGUGAUGGAAAUGAUCUUGAUAAAGAUCAGCCUUUGCCCUCGCAACUCUACCAAACCCAGACAGAGGGAGACAUAGAGUCCCCAGCUGUCACCUCAUUUGAACUGAUACAACUGGAUGCCAAAGAAGACAACUUUUUAAUAUCAGAACCAACAAGUGACCACCAUACCCUCUCUAACUGCUUUCAUGUAACUAAGAGUGAAGCUGACCAUACUUGCAGUCGCCAACACUGUGAGGAAGUGUGUUCAACAAGGAAAGCAAGUCUGAAACCUCACAAAAAGACCUACAAGUGCAAGAUUUGUGGGAAAGUGCUUCAUAAUUUGGAAAUUUUCAAAAUUCACAUGAAAUUUCACACAGGGGAAAAGCAUUUCAAAUGCACCACUUAUGGAAGAGAUUUUACUGGAAAGUAUAACAUGGAGAGGCAUGCAAGGACUCUCACAGCGAAGAAGCCAUUCAGAUGCACCACGUGCGGGAAAUUUUUUACCCUGAAGUCAAGUUUUCAAAGGCAUGUAAGGACUCACACAGGGGAGAAGCCAUUCAGAUGCACCACCUGCGGGAAAAUGUUUACCCAGAAGUCAAGUUUGCAAAUUCACAUAAGGACCCAUACAGGGGAGAAGCCGUUCAGAUGCGCCAUGUGCGGGAAAAUGUUUGUCCGGAAGUCAAAUUUGCAAACUCACACAUGGACCCAUGCAAGGGAGAAGCCAUUCAGAUGUACCACGUGUGGGAAAAUGUAUACCCAGAAGUCAAGUUUGCAAACGCAUGUAAGGACCCAUACAGGGGAGAAGCCAUUUGGAUGUACCACAUGCGGGAAAAUGUUUACCCAGAAGUCACAUUUUCAAAGGCACGUAAGGACUCAUACAGGGGAGAAGCCAUUCAGAUGUACUACAUGUGGGAAAAUGUUUACCCAGAAGUCAGAUUUGCAGAUACACAUAAGGACUCAUACAGGGGAGAAGCCAUUCGGAUGUACCAUGUGCGGGAAAAUGUUUACCCAGAAGUCAAGUUUGCAAACGCAUGUAAGGUCUCAUACUGGGGAGAAGCUAUUCAGGUGCUACGAUUGUGGAAAUGGGUUCCGCUCAAAAUGAGAUCUCAAACAACAUGUCAUGAUCCACACAAGUGAGAGGCCUCACAGAUCGCUGCAAAAAGAAGUUAACUGACUAGUCAUCUUCAUUAUUUAUAAUCAUUUAUAUCGGCAACAUAUAUGUCAGGGGGUUAAAUUGAAUCAUUAUAAGGGUGUAACUUUACAUACAAGACAUGGUGCCCUUUAUGAUCAGUUGUCAAUAUGGUACAAAACGACUGUGCAACAAAAAGAUCAAUACUUGUAUAUUGAAGGGCUUUUUUUUUUUAAAUCAACCCCCUGUGUCUAUGUAGGUCAGGUGAAUCGGUCAUAAUAAAUUGUCCCUAGGUGUGAAUGUGUCGGCCCUGUGAUGGAUUGAUGGCCUGUCCAGGGUGUCUCCCCGCCUGCUGCCCAGUGAUUGCUGGGAUAGGCUCCAGUAUCCCGCGACCCAAAUUUGGAUAAGCGGCUUGGAUAAUGGAUGGAUGGAUGGAUGGAUUGUUGAAUCGGCCCUCACUGUAAACUUAACUUAUACUUUUCUUGCAGUAAUAGAGCCUAUAUGCUGUAAAUGUAGGUAGGAGGUUUUUGUAUAG
Messenger RNA from Lampris incognitus (smalleye Pacific opah), 2004 nucleotides. RefSeq names its product zinc finger protein OZF-like. Gene Ontology annotation, biological process: regulation of cytokine production; regulation of immune system process; negative regulation of transcription by RNA polymerase II. Lineage: Eukaryota; Metazoa; Chordata; Actinopteri; Lampriformes; Lampridae. The transcript has 2 exons. The coding region runs from base 36 to 1442 and encodes 468 amino acids. The record is from RefSeq and is a predicted model, not a curated record.